UUAACGCAUAAGAUGUCUGCUGAAAAAGUUAAAAAAUUGCAAAAAGUUGUAUGGCAGUGAAGAAACUGAAAAUUUUGCAGAAAACAGGUGAAGAAGCAGAAAUUUUUUGCUGAAAAAAAAAAUGUUGUCCUGAGCAGGAUUCGAACCUGACCCUCAAGGCAGCCACUUGUCUCACUGAGCCAAACUCAUUCUGACAAAGAACAGGUGGAGAGACUGACAAUUUUGCUGAAAUGAGCAGAAGCUGCUGAGAAUUGUGCUGAUAUGAGGUGAAAAGGCUGAAAUUUUUGCAGAAAAGAGGUCAAUCAGCAGAAUUUCUGCUCAAAAGAGGUAAAGAAGAAGAAAGUUGCGCUGAAAAGAGAUGAAUAACCAGAAUUUCUGCUCAAAAGAGUUUUUUUUUCUGAAAACAGCUGAGAUUUGUGCUGAUAUGAGGUGAAAAGGCUGAAAUUUUUGCAGAAGAGGUGAAUAAGCAGAAUUUGGGCUGAAAAGAGUUUUUUUUCUGAAAACAGCAGGAAAAACUGAAAAUUCUGCUGAAAAUGGGUGAAAAAGCUGAAAUUUGUGUUGAAAAGAGUUAAAAAACUUUUACUGUUAACUGAAAGAAAUUUUGCCAUAAGCGGGAUUUGAACCCCGGCCUCCCAGUCUGAGAACGGAUGCUCAUCUCACUGAGCUGAAACACAGGUCAACCCGGCAAGGAAAAUCAGUGAGGCCACUGAUGAUAUGGCAGAAAUGGGCAAAAAAUAUUGCAAAAAAAAAUUCAAUAUCUGAAAAAGUAUAGAAGUUAUGAGCACCAAAAGUCAUAGCACGCAUUAGCAGAAAGAGCAGAAUUUUUUAAAGAAGAAUAAUUUGAGGGCAUCCACACAAUAAAUAGAAUAGCCCUUUAUUGUGAUUGCACAUGUAGAUAACCUCCAGCUGGGUGUUAGUGACGCUCCUGACCUCUGCUGGAGACAUUGUUUGGAAACAGCUGACGUCCUGUCCCAAGUCAUUAAAGGUACUUCAUGUGAAACAGCCGUGCAGCCGAAACCACUUUCAAACCUUCUAAAGUCAGUGAAACGUGUGUUUGUGCUGCAGAGAGGUCGCCUGAAGCUAAAACACGGGCGGACUGCGCUCUCGUGUAAUACCACUGUGAGCCACAAGGUGUGUAAGACAAGAACACGCCAACAAUAUUUAACCGCGUGUUAGCGCAAUAUGUGUGCGUGAUUCGUAUUUCCACCACGCUUGAUCUCCGUGUUUGACCGCUGCACUGAAACAUUGUUGCAAAGAGCUGCAGCGUUCUGGGGAAAGUUCUCAUUGGAGAGUUUUUACAAAAAGCGCCUUUAAUACUAUAAUACUGUGUAGAAGAGUGUGUGUGUGUGUGUGUGUGUGUGUGUGUGUGUGUGUGUGUGUGUGUGUGUGUGUGUGUGUUUGAACUUUAAGGGACACUCUGGUGCUUUGGUCACUGACAUCACCAAAUAGGACACCAUUUAAAGAAGUCAGCAUCAGAAAAGUGUGCAGGGAAGAGUUCAGGAUUGCCUUAAACUCCAACAUCUGAAAGCCUGAAGUGAAGCUAAAGUAUGUGGACGCCACCCCUGACAGCGCUUCCCUGACUGCUCGCUCUGAAUGACGGGAAAUGGAGAAAUUGUUUAUGCUGCAGCUUGUAAUGAUCAUCAGCCAUGGCCUUCCAGCUUUCUACCAGCUGUUUUUCUCUGCUCAUUCAAGAUGACAAUCACCCCCCACCUCCACCCCACCCCACCCGAGGAAAGAAAUACACAGAGGAACAUGUCCACAUACUUUUGGUCACACAUGUUAACAGAUGUAAACUGAUAAAAAGAGGCUGAUGGACAGUUACACCCAUUUGCUCUCUUCAUGUUAAUCCUCUACCCUGUUAGUGACAGUGAUAGUGAGCUGGUAAUGACACACACACACACACACACACACACACACACACACACACACACACAGCCUGACUGUAAAUGACUCUGCAGCCUGUGACUCACUCAGAUUUUAAUCCACAGCCAACGUUUUCCCAGCAGAACGAUUCAGAUCCUCCAGUAAACUAAAAAACAACAACGAUAAAAGUACACAGCGUGUUUGUGUACUCGGAGUGGAUAUCUGCAGGCGGAGCGUCUUUUGUCGACUGACAGUUAGAUAGGUCGUCCACUGGUGCCCAACCUGUGGGAUGGGCCUCUCAGAGGGUCAGCAGAUAAAUCUUAGCCGUGAGUUUGUGCACAGAUGCAGUGUUUACACAAAGGCGGAGGUGUGGCGUUGGUCCUAAUCCAACACGGCGUGGGCGGGGCAUGCACGGUCCCUUCAGGUUUUCUUAUCUGACUCAUUAAACACCGUUUAUAAAUUUCUCCUCUGCUAAUAUCUGUGACCGAAGCAGACAGUGAUGUCCUGCUGACGAGCUGCUGGUGGAGGUCCUGGUUCUGCAGCAGUUCCUCUCCUGGACAGAACCAGUACCUCCAGCCGCAGCCCUGCAGGUGUUUUUCUUCCAGCCACAUGGUGGUUUCCUUCACCUGCAGCUUCCUGGCUAUGCUUACAGAGACUCCUUUGUUUCUUGCAGACAUGAUACCAAAGGCUCGUCUGGGGAAGCGUUCUCCUCUUGGGGCACUUGUGACCUCUACCUGUCCGGGGGUCAACCUGGAGACUGGUGAGACUGUGGUGACGAUGGCGGCAGCGGGACAGCAAGCGACAAGCAGAGCAGACGGCCAUCUUGGAUUAAAGUGUGGAGGAGCAGGUGAAUCUUCAGCCGACAGCUCCCCUUCAUCCUGCAUCAGAUCCGUGUCCUCCAGCAUCGAUGUCCCAAAAAGUCAGAGGAGUCCUCAUGAGGUGGACAUGAACGAGCUGAUGGCAGCGAUGGUUCUCAGCAGUUUGUCCUGCAGCCCGCUGCUGCACAGCCCCGCCCAGCCUGACCUCACAGCAGCUUCAAUAGAAUGUGGCGGUGGCGAGCUCUCCGACAGCGGCUACUGGAGCGUCGGCCACGCUCACCGAAGCCCGGCUCCUUCCCCGCCAAUCAAAGAGUCCGACGCCAGCCCGGCCACGCCUCCUGAUGAGGGUGUUGACAUGGAGCUGGACCAGGUGCUGUUUGAUGAGCCAGCACCACGGAAACGCAGGAACUCGGUGAAGGUGGCGUACAGGUGUCUGUGGCCGAGCUGCGGUAAAGUGCUGACGUCUGUGGUGGGAAUUAAACGCCAUAUCAGGACGACACACCUGUGCCGUGGUGGCGAACAUGAGCGCUGUUCCCGCAGUGAGGAGGAUUUUUACUACACUGAGAUCAACCAAUGGGAGCAUCCGCAGCAACGGUCUCCUCCCCAUUCUGGACACAGCGGCUCCUCCCCCGCCUCACCGGCUUCCUCCCCGUCCUCGCCUUCCAGCCCACCAACACCGUCUCCACCGUCUCCCUCCUCUCCCUCCUGUGCCGCCCUGAGUUGCUCCGCCCCCUCGUCUUCUGGCAGCUUCUGGCAGGUCCAAUCAGAGCACUCCUACCAGGCUCCUCCUCCGAGUCAACACGUGGUGUCAGCGGCAGCAGCCACACCAUCCUGCCGUUGGACAGCCCCGCCCACCACCUGCCACAAACAGAGUCUGUCAUUCCGGGUGCGUUCGGUCAGCGUGGGAGAGCAGUGGCUGCAGCAUCAGAGCGCCCCCUCCAGGAGGAUUCGCGGCGAGGCCAAAAAGUGUCGUAAGGUUUACGGCAUCGAGCACAGAGACCAGUGGUGCACAGCCUGCCGCUGGAAGAAAGCCUGCCAGCGAUUCCUCGACUGAGGCGAUGGGAAGAGGCAGGAAGACUGGGAGGAAGAACAGAGGCUGGACUUUACUGGUGGAUGUUUCUUUUAAUGUUUUUACAUCUGGAACCAGAAACGGUCCCAAACCUGUGCGAUGAACAUUUGGCAGCUCUGAAGCAGCUUUACACGUCCGCGUCACUUCCAGCUGAGAGCUCUGCGACUAAAGGAGCAUUUCACGGUUUCUGCCGCUCACAGCAGCUGCUCUUAUCUCUCUGUAAACACUUUGACUCUACUGAUCUGAAGUAACUACACUCGGAGGUCAGUUUAUUAGGAACACAGCAGCAAAUCUGCCAUCAUGGAGGUUUCAACACGUCGGAGCUGCUUCACACGUAUCCUGCUCAGCGAUGUCGACCAAAUAACAGAAACGGACGCCUGAAGUGAAGCAAAGGUUGAAGGUUACGUUUUUAAUGAGUCAGAUUUACAGACUGUCCAAGUCUGGUUUGGUGCUAAAAAUCCAAAUUUAAAAGAAAAGCAGCACACGUGAGAUCCUGGAAGUCGGAUUUUAGUUUGAAAUCUCAAGCUCAGCGUCUCGCUGUGGGAGGGUGAAGAGAAUAUUUACAGGCAGUUUCUACAGUUUUUUCUUUUUUAACAAAAAUUUAAGCAGAAAAUUCAGUGCUGCUUCCAUUUUUUAAACUUGCUGCUCCUAAUAAACUGGUGACAGAGUAUGUAACAUUUGCGUGCAUAUAUAUAAAUAGAGCUAUAAUGAAAGAGUUCCUCUUGGAGCUAACACCUGGCACCUAUUUUUUUGUUUCUUUUUGAUAUGUUGUAUAAAGAGCAGAACUGACCGUCAGCAGCUUCUGAUCGCUGCGACGUCGGCGAGUUUCUGAGAGGCUGAAAACACUUAAAACGAGACUUUUCUCGAGCAGGUUCUGCUGAAACGCGGCCGCUGACGUCCCGUUUCUCAACAUCUCGUCUGGAUUAAGUCUUUUUUUUGUAAUGUUUGGAAGCUGAAGCCAUUUCCGUCUCUGUGCAGUAUUGAUCCGUUUACACAGAGUUAUAAUAUCUAUAUUUUAUAUCUGCUCUUUUCUGAGAUGUACAUACAGAUGAUGUAUUAUGGGUCCAAAUAUGACGUCAAUAAUCAGUCUCACCGCAGCGAAUACGAGACAAAGAUGUGUUGAUAUUCUGUUUGUUUAUGAAGCAAACGAGGAAGCUGAGGAGCAAGAUCGUGUCGUUUUUACCGUGAUUUCUUUUCUACAUGAUGUCAGUCCUGAUGUUGUAGUAAAUAAAGCAGAAAAAACUCUGGAAACGUCUUCGGUCCUUUUAUAAUCUGAACAAAUCGCGGUUUAAGACUCAUUUAAUUUUGUGUUUCUCACAAUCUUAUUUUCACAGAUCCGAAGCUUUUUAUGAAUCUCAGUUUUUGUCUCUUGGUUUAAGGUUUUUAAUUCUCGCAAAUCUGAAAUCUCUUCUUGUAAAUUUGAGCUUUUUCUCACAAAUUUGAGGGGGGGGAUUUGUUUUUCU
Haplochromis burtoni (Burton's mouthbrooder) is the source of this 5213-nucleotide messenger RNA. It is a transcript of the gene znf395a, whose product is annotated as zinc finger protein 395a. The record is from RefSeq and is a predicted model, not a curated record. Gene Ontology annotation, molecular function: RNA polymerase II cis-regulatory region sequence-specific DNA binding; DNA-binding transcription factor activity. The transcript is spliced from 9 exons. Bases 2473 to 3735 code for a protein of 420 amino acids. Gene Ontology annotation, biological process: regulation of transcription by RNA polymerase II. NCBI's taxonomy places the organism in Eukaryota, Metazoa, Chordata, Actinopteri, Cichliformes, Cichlidae. Gene Ontology annotation, cellular component: nucleus.